Messenger RNA from Drechmeria coniospora, 327 nucleotides. RefSeq lists its product as uncharacterized. NCBI's taxonomy places the organism in Eukaryota, Fungi, Ascomycota, Sordariomycetes, Hypocreales, Ophiocordycipitaceae. The transcript has a single exon. Bases 1 to 327 code for a protein of 108 amino acids. The record is from RefSeq and is a predicted model, not a curated record.
AUGGACGUCUCGCCGUCCACGUGUCGUCCUCGACGUCUUGGCCAGAAGGAAUCGUAUUAUAAUGGUUCAUUUUAUUUUUUCACCCUCUCGUGUGUGGAAGCCGAUUCCGUGUCGACGCGAGGUCCUAUGCCGGCCAGGACGUCCCGAAAGCUGUUCGCCACGGCCGUCGACGACGUCUUCGGGUCUCACUUCCUGCACACCGAGCGCAGCCUCGACGUUGGGCGGCCGACUCGGUCAGCGUCGAUGCCAGUGCCAUCUGUCGGUGGGCCUGCUUGCGAUCCAGUCGACGACGAUGAGACCUACCAGGAAUGCCCAACUUCUGGGUAG